AUGCGUUUCGCUGCCAUCGCCACUCUCUUCGCCUUUCUUGCUGGCCAGGCCAUCGCCGGCAUUGCCCGCGCCAACCUUUCACCGCAAGACGAUGCUCAGGCAGUUCUUGGCGGCGACUCGACUCGACCAAGCCCUUCGAAGAAGCCGAAGAACGUGGUGUUCAUCCUGACAGAUGAUCAAGAUGCAGCCAUGGACUCGGUCUCCUACAUGCCCUUGGUCCAUAAACAUCUGGCAAAGAAGGGCACCACCUAUGCGAACCAUUUCACAACAACCGCGAUUUGCUGUCCCUCACGAGUAUCUCUAUGGACAGGAAAGCAACCACAUAACACUAACGUGACCGAUGUCCAUCCGCCAUACGGAGGAUACCCGAAAUUCGUCUCGCAAGGAUUAAACGACAAUUACCUUCCGGUAUGGCUGCAGGAAGCGGGCUAUAAAACAUAUUAUACCGGCAAGCUCUUCAACGCGCAUACGGUCUCCAACUACGACAGCCCAUAUCCUGCAGCGUGGACGUCGACGGACUUCCUCCUCGACCCAGGGACCUAUUCCUAUCUGCAUCCCAUAUACCAAGCCAACCACGACGCACCGGUCCACCAUCACAAUGAACACACCUCUGACCUCAUCACCACCAAGGCACAAGGCCUUCUUGACGAGGCAAUUGCAUCAGAUAAGCCUUUCUUCCUUGGAGUAGCACCCGUAGCACCACACUCUGAUGUCAGUCCUCACCACGACAGCUCGUCUUUACCCUUGAUGACGGAGCCGAUCCCUGCGGAACGCCAUGCACACCUCUUCAAGGACGUCAAGAUCCCCAGGACGGACAACUUCAACCCAGACUCCCCGAGCGGCGCCUCGUGGGUGCGCAAGCUAGCACAACACAACGCUUCCACCGUGGCGUAUUUAGACCACUACUACCGACAACGUCUCCGGGCCCUACAGGCAGUUGACGAGCUGGUUGAGAAGCUUGUUGUACAACUUGAGGAGGCUGGGGCCUUGGACGAUACGUACGUGAUCUUCAGCUCCGACAACGGCUUCCACCUUGGCCACCACCGCUUGCCGCCGGGAAAGAUGUGCGGAUACGAGGAAGACAUCCGGGUCCCGUUGAUCAUUCGCGGCCCAGGCAUUCCAGAGGGCCGUGUUGAGGACGCCGUGACAACCCACAUCGAUCUCGCCCCAACAAUUCUCACGAUGACCGGGUCCGAGACCCGGCCUGACUUUGAUGGGACCCCCAUCCCGCUCGGCGUGGAGGGUGCACUGGAAACCGAGCAUGGGGAAGAGGAGGACGUCUCGUUGCAACUCAAGCGGCAUGAACAUGUUGCUGUUGAGUACUGGGGCUUUGCUCUGGCAGAAGGCGAGGAUGGAGGUUUCGACGGCCAGGGCCAGCUUGUCGUGUUCAACAAUACCUACAAGGCCGUGAGGAUCAUUGGCAACGGCUACAAUCUCUACUACUCGGUCUGGUGCAACAACGAGCAUGAGUUAUACAACCUCGAGACGGACCCAGGGCAGCUGCACAAUCUCUACAUUUCCAAGUCCAGCGAAGAAGAUGCCAAACUCCUGGGAACGCACAUUUCCCUUGUGAUCAGCCGCCUAGACGCUCUCACGAUGGUCCUGAAGUCCUGCAAAGGUAACACCUGCAUCGAGCCGUGGAAGGUUCUUCACCCACGAGGAGACGUGCACAGUCUCUCGGACGCACUCCAAGUGCGCUUCGACUCAUUCUACCGACACCAGGCGAAGGUUGCAUACGACAGGUGUGAGCCUGGCUACAUCGUUGACGCGGAGGGUCCCCAGGAGCCGUAUCAGCAUGUCUUGCACGGAAAGGUCACCGUGAUCCCAGUACAACCUUUUCCCCUCGACUUCAUCCUCGCCUGGUUCCAAAUCCUGGGGACUCACUCCUCUCUUCCCUCGACCUCGCUCUAA
Molecule: messenger RNA, 1911 nt
Organism: Diaporthe citri
Lineage: Eukaryota; Fungi; Ascomycota; Sordariomycetes; Diaporthales; Diaporthaceae
Exons: 4
Coding region: 1-1911 (636 amino acids)
Biological process (GO): phenol-containing compound metabolic process
Molecular function (GO): arylsulfatase activity; glycosaminoglycan binding; N-acetylglucosamine-6-sulfatase activity
Source: RefSeq, a predicted model, not a curated record